Rhineura floridana is the source of this 2085-nucleotide messenger RNA. Its product is annotated as thyrotropin-releasing hormone receptor-like. The transcript has 3 exons. The record is from RefSeq and is a predicted model, not a curated record. Gene Ontology annotation, biological process: phospholipase C-activating G protein-coupled receptor signaling pathway. The coding region runs from base 1 to 1236 and encodes 411 amino acids. Gene Ontology annotation, molecular function: thyrotropin-releasing hormone receptor activity. Gene Ontology annotation, cellular component: membrane. NCBI's taxonomy places the organism in Eukaryota, Metazoa, Chordata, Lepidosauria, Squamata, Rhineuridae.
AUGGAGAACAUCAGCAGCAAGCUGGACAGCCCCACCAACAUUUCCUUGGCAAGCGGCGAUGGCACGCUGGGCCUGCUCGAAUACAAGGUCAUCUCCAUCUUCCUGGUGUUGGGCGUCUGUGGAAUUGGCAUCGUUGGCAACGUUAUGGUGGUGCUGGUGGUCCUCACUACCCGUGACAUGAGGACUCCCACCAACUGCUAUUUGGUUAGCCUGGCUCUGGCCGACCUGAUGGUUCUGGUGGCUGCUGGUCUUCCCAACAUCUCCGACAGCCUGGCAGGAACGUGGAUCUAUGGGUUCGCUGGCUGCCUUGGCAUCACCUACUUCCAGUACUUGGGCAUCAAUGCCUCAUCUUGCUCCAUCACUGCCUUCACUGUGGAAAGGUACAUUGCUAUCUGCCACCCAAUGAAAGCACAGACAAUGUGCACGGUGUCACGUGCCAAGCGCAUCAUCGCGUUUAUGUGGCUCCUCACCUCACUGUACUGCAUGCUCUGGUUCUUCCUGGUGGACAUCGCCGUCAACAAAAGCCGGCAGCUGGAGUGCGGCUACAAGGUCUCCCGCAACCUUUACCUGCCCAUCUACCUCCUCGACUUUGCCCUCUUCUUCGUCACCCCUUUGUUCCUCGCCAUGGUGCUCUAUGGUCUCAUUGGGAGGGUCCUCUUCCACAGCCCCAUCUCACAACAGCCCACUGCCCUCACUGAACGCUGGCAAGACCGAAGUGGCAAGGAGAAGAAUGGUAUGGAGGCCAACCGGAGCAAGGCCGGCAGCUCAAGAGCCAGAGUGCCCAUCUCCUCCAGGAAGCAGGUCACCAAGAUGCUGGCCGUGGUGGUGGUCCUCUUUGCCCUGCUCUGGAUGCCCUACCGGACGCUGGUGUUGGUGAACUCCUUUAUGGAGCACCCCUACCUCGACCGCUGGUUCCUCCUCUUCUGCCGGGUCUGCGUCUAUGCCAACAGCGCCAUCAACCCCGUCAUCUACAACCUCAUGUCCCAGAAGUUCCGCCUCGCCUUCAAGAAGCUCUGCAAGUGCGGGAAGGUGGGGCAGCAUCAACGGCGCAGCUUGUACACAGCUUCGAGCAGCUACAGUGUGGAGAAGGAACCAGGCAGCGCCCACCAGCAGGGUCACCUCAAGGCUAAGAGGCAACCGUCACCUAAAGGGGCAGAGAAGGACUUGCCUGCUGUGGAGCAGGCACCGGCAUCUGCCCAGAGCAAGAAAGAGAAGAUGUAUUUCAGUGCGCUUUGAAUACUCCCCGCUUGGCUUCUCCCUCACUUCCCCAUAAAGUCCUUGCUUUACCUCUCCUAGCACAAAGAGAUACAGAGGAAGAUAGGAACCUGCCUGAUACCAAGUCAGACCAUUUGUGUGGUCCUAAGUGUGGUCUAUACCAAUUGGCAGGAACUCCCCAGGGGGUCAGGAAGGGGACAUUCCAUCCUAUCUGGGGAUGCCAGGGACUCUGAGCUAUCACUGAGCUGCAUUCCAGGAACUCAGAUCUGUCCUCGCACUCUGUUUUAGCCAGAGUUACAUUUUUGAGCCUGGAAAGGAGUUUGUCAGGAUUGGAGCCCCACACCAAGUUUCAGACUGGUGACCUAAGGGAUGCUGGACAGGAGUCAGGGAUGUGUGCCACCACCCAGCUCUGGUCAAAGGAGAGAACUGCAGAGGGACAGUCCACACCAGUCAAGGAAGCCCCUUUGCAUUGAUAGGCCAAGGUGGGUCAGGUGACGCUCAGGUUACCGGGUUCAGCUUGUUCAUUGGUCUGAGCUGAGUAAUUAGGGGACCAGGGACUGGAGACACCACCUUGUUCAUUGCUCCCCCUUUGCUUCACCACCACCUCAGGUACCAAUAUCCCCUGCUCCCCACUCUUAAUAGAAUUGCAAAUGGAGAAAGAAGGCACCCCCCCCUUGAAAACUGGCCCUCUGCAUUCCACCAGCCACAGCUUGCUGCUUUUGAAGCAAGAGACAAAUGGGGAGAGAGAUCGGCUGGGAGGUGAGCCGGACCCUCUCUCCUCCAGCCUUCCCCAGACUGGUGCCCUCCAAAGACGUUGGAGGACUCCGGUCCCCAUCUGCCCCAGCCAGCAUGGCCAAUGGCCAGGGGUGA